AUGCUACUCCAAAAUCUCCUCACUAUCGUGGCUGGCCUACUAGUACCUGCAGGUGCCAGAAGCAUACAGCGAUCCACAAGUAAAACAUCCCCUCUCAUAGCAACGCAGUAUGGAACUGUUUUUGAUGCUCCAGUCACAAUCGGAAACCAGACCUUCAUGCUCCUUGUGGACACCGGCAGCAGUGACACCUAUGUGAUGCAAACCGGAUACAAAUGCGUCAACAGCACCGACAACCUCGUCAUACCAGAAAGGGAUUGCCUCUACGCAAAUAAGACAUAUCACAUAUCCAAAACAUAUCGCCAUGUCCGCAACGAGAUGUUCGGCGUGGAGUACGGCGCAGGACUCGCGAGCGGUCUCAUGGCCUAUGAAGAAGUGUCUAUGAGCGGCGUCACCGUCAACACGCAGAAGAUAGCUAUCUCAAAUAACUCCAAUCCCAUGGGUGAUGGAGUGAAUAGCGGGUUACUCGGUCUGGGGUACCCAUCUAUCACCUCCGCACACCCUGCUAAUCACACAUCCAACAGUACAUAUUGGCACGAUCGUCUAGUUUACAGCCCUGUGCUGUUUACAAUGUAUGAACAGGGCAUGAUCGAUCCAUACUUCAGCCUCGCGCUCGCACAUACCCCCCAGAAUCAAUCGACUUCUUUUGGAGGAUACAUGACGCUUGGUGGGCUUCCACCCGUCAAUCACAGUUCCCACUUCUCCGCAGUCCCUGUCGAGGUCACGGACAACAUUCCGCUGUGGUAUACAUCAGGGAAAAGUGUCCGAUCUUACUGGACAACCACUGUUCGCAAUAUCACUUACGGUCUAUCCCGGAAUAACCUGACUACCAAUACAACCUCGUUUCAAGCAUUCGUCGACUCAGGGAACUAUAUUUCGUACCUUCCAUCCGCGAUCGUUGAUUCGAUCAAUGCUCUCUUUUCGCCUCCUGCAACUUAUGACUCUGACCUUGGUUUGUAUAUUAUUGAUUGCUCGGCCAAAGCACCGGAAUUCGGCCUAUCGCUUGGGGACCAGACAUUCUACCAUGAUGGCUCCGAUCUUAUCUACCAGACCUCCGAGGGAGUUUGCGUGUCUAGUCUGGCUUCGUCUGCGGAAGUCUCUCUCGGUGAUGUCACACUGAACAUUAUUGGCGUUCCGUUCUUGAAAAACGUCGUGGCUGUGUUUGACUUUGGGAAGAAUGAGAUGCGGUUCGCUAGGAAGAUAGGCUCGGGGAAUACUACCUCUACACUUCCUGUUUCUCGUGCACUAGUGCGAUAUCAUAGCCAGUACGGUGCCUUGAUUGCUUUGUUCUUGGCGUUGACUACUUCACUGAUGGUAUAA
This is a messenger RNA of Penicillium soppii, 1317 nucleotides long. RefSeq lists its product as uncharacterized. Gene Ontology annotation, cellular component: fungal-type vacuole. The record is from RefSeq and is a predicted model, not a curated record. The coding region runs from base 1 to 1317 and encodes 438 amino acids. NCBI's taxonomy places the organism in Eukaryota, Fungi, Ascomycota, Eurotiomycetes, Eurotiales, Aspergillaceae. Gene Ontology annotation, biological process: proteolysis. Gene Ontology annotation, molecular function: aspartic-type endopeptidase activity. The transcript has a single exon.